AUGUCUUUACCAGAGUAUCAACUGCAGAAUGCCCAAGCCCUUUACGACAUCAAAUGCUACAUGUACAAAGAGACCUUCCCCUGUGUGAUGCCUCUACUUGGAAAUCUUGCAGGUGUAAUCGACACCUUGCACUUCAUUGGGUAUGUUGCGGUCGGCCAGCAUCCAGCAUUGUGUCCAUUGUAUUGUUCUCCACCGGGUCUUGAGAACAUACAACAGCACAUCAGACUCUCUGCAUAUUUAGAGACUGGACGCAUCCAUGCUCCUGCACUCGAGGUAGAAUGCACCAAGGUACCACUCUACACCAUAGAUGUCAAUCUAGCGAACUUUCAAACCAUCGUUCAUUGGGCAGAUUAUCCAUUAGGGUACAACAUGCCCAUCUUCAAUUUUGGUGGUAUUCCCAAUAUGUUGGAAGUCCAUUUGACCAUAUCAGUGAAUGACCAUUCAUUCUUUAAUGGUUGGCCUUUAUCAGAUGUCAAUAUGGUGUCAGAAGGGGAUGGUAGCUUCAGUGCUUACUCCCACCAUGGAGCACCUUAUCCCACCCACUCUGCCCCUUAUAUCACCCACUCUGCACCUCAUCCUGCCCCAGCUGUGUCUCAGACACUUGUCGACGAUGCGCAUGAUGCCAGUGGCCAAGUCAUUCCCCAGCAGCCUGCUGUUAACUUGAAGCAGAUCAUGAUAGAAUACCCCAAGUGGAGGUUGGUCCUGGCCUACCUACAACUCCUUUUUAGAGUGGCAAUUUUCAUGGGGAACUCUGUUGUGAACCCUCAUGAGAUCACCACCAGUGAUGCUGAUGUGAAAGCUAACUUGAUUGCCACUCUGUUUUCCCAGAGUCUCAAAUGUGCCAAUACACUUGAAGAGGACUUAGAAAAUGUUGUUCUCAAUGGCUUGACCAUAACUCAGGAGGCUAUGCUUGUGAUGGCUGUCAAGUGGAUAUCCCAAUUUAUCUAUGAUACAGCUCAGGUAGCCGAUUGGGCAAUCACUCAUCAUGAAGCAGGAUUUGGACUCCACAACAUCUUUGGUCCUGUUCUCCAAGCUAAGCUUGAGACGUUGCUAGAAAACUUCCUGCAUCUGAAAUCCAAUUGUCUUCGAUCAAUAAUGCUCCCCACCUCCCGGAAGCCACCCUGGCCUACAUGGCAUCUUCUUUCCUAUGACCUAAGCCAUUAUCCAUCUCCUACCACAGUUCAUACAAAUGCCCUUGAGAUGCUCAGGAUAUUACUACAACUAGACAAUGACCCAGGAUACCUCGAGUUCACGGACAUCAUGCACCUUUUUGUAAUCUCACAUGAGUUCCCAUUCUUGGAAUGGUGCGAGAUGUUACCAUGGUUGUAUGCCCCAGGAAGAAGCCAUUUAAAAAAUGUCUUUCUUGGGAUUGAACGCACCGAGGACACCCUGGCAUCUUGGCUGGGGACACACGGGCCCAAUGUUCUUCCAGACUCCAUCUUUAUCACAACUUCUGUGCUGUUUGGAUUGGUCAACUCCCGUGACCUUAUGUCUCUUCUUGAAAUGAUCCUCAGAGAAAUUGUGAAGCAAAUGCAGCUCCAGCAAGAGGAUGGUUGUAUACAAUUCCUUAAGCAAGGAGGGUAUUGUGUUAUGGAGGAGAUGAUGUAUCGCGCUCAGAUGGAAGUAUCAUUAUAUAGUAAAGCUAUUGUGAACCUCUGUGAAGAGUUGGAUGCCAGAAAUCAGCCAGCAUCAGGGUGUCUUCACCCAAAUUUGGCAUGGCUUCUUAAGUCAAAUAUCCAAGACACUGCAGAAGUCAGUUUUGACAUCAGCCAAAAGCCCCCUAACUCUCCUCAUCUUCAUGAAUACCUCCUGAGGCGCACCCAGAUCGAAGUAGACAUGUUGUACGACAUGAUUGUACGUAUCACUGAGCUCAAUGCCACGGAUGAUGACAGUACAUCUUCGGGAAUGGCUGGGACCUUUGAGUCAUGUUUACCUGAUGAUUGGUUUGAUGAUUGCCUUUCUCCUUCCCUUUCAAAGAAGAAACCGUUUUCAACUUUUCCGGUGCGGGUGUCCAUGUCCUGGCCACAGAAAGUAGGUCCUAAAGUGCAGGCCAUCAAUCUGGACAUGUCAGCAAUAAUCACAAAAAAAUUGAUUCCAGACACCAUCUGGUCCGCCAUUGCUAUCAUGGACAUUGCAUUUUGUGGCCCCAUAAGAUUUACUUAUUUGAUGACAAGUGUGAAAUGCUGUGAGAGGGACUUCAACUUCAUGCAACUCUUGCGCUGGUUUCAUCCUAUUCUUUAUAACCCAACCCUACAGCCUUGUGUAGAACCCACAGAAGUCAAGAAGAGUGUCUUCAAGUCCAAACCUGUUAACCAAAUCGCUGGGCUUGUUGACCGCCUUCUCUCUGUAGAAGCUUUACACCCGGCGAUCACUAUUCUGAUAAGGGUUCCUUGGCUUGUUGAUGCUCACCCCGGGUUGGCCGACCUGAUUCUGGGAGUUUAA
Suillus fuscotomentosus is the source of this 2442-nucleotide messenger RNA. RefSeq lists its product as uncharacterized. The transcript has 21 exons. Lineage: Eukaryota; Fungi; Basidiomycota; Agaricomycetes; Boletales; Suillaceae. The coding region runs from base 1 to 2442 and encodes 813 amino acids. The record is from RefSeq and is a predicted model, not a curated record.